AUGCAUUUAAUAAAAUAAUAGAAAAAAGAAAAUUAAAAAAACAUAAUUUUUGCAUCUAAAUCAAUUGCUGGUUUUAAUUAAAUGUAAAAAAAUAAAAUAAAUUAAGAUGAAGUUAUAACUUUACCUUAAAAUCUUAAAAAUUAAUAUAUUUUUAAUUUUGGGAUUUGUGAUGGACAUGGGGAAAAUGGUCAUUUAGUUUCUUAAUUUAUUAAAUAGAAUUUACAUAGUAUUUUAGAAGUUUAAUUAAAUUAAAACUAAAAUUUAAAAGUUUGCAUUUAGAAAGCUUUUUCUAAUUUGAAUAAAUUAAUUAAUGAGUAAAGAUAAUUCGAUGUUAAUUUAAGUGGAUCUACAUUAUGUAACAUAUACAUUACAGAAAAAAAAAUAUUUUGUGCAAAUGUUGGAGAUUCUAGAGCUAUUUUUGCAAAAAAGCUUAGAAAUAAUUAAUACAUAAUUUAAAAGUUAUCAAAUGAUCAUAGUCCUUAUAUAUAAUAAGAAUAUCAAAGAAUAAUUAAAGCAGGAGGAAUAAAAAAAAGCAAAAAAUAAAAAAAAGUUAAUGGUAGUAAACAAGGGCCUUUAAGGGUUUGGCUUAAAAAUAAAUAAGCCCCAGGUUUGGCUAUGACAAGAAGUUUUGGGGAUAAAAUAGGUGUUUAGGCAGGAAUUGUUUGCGAUCCAGAAAUUAUUGAAUUUGACUAUUAAUAAAUAUAAUAAAAUGGAUUUAUUAUCGUUGCUUCUGAUGGAAUUUGGUCUAUUAUUGAUAACGAAGAAGCUGUUAAUUUAGUUAAGCCUUUUUACGAAUAAAAAAAUGUGGAAGAAGCUGUUAAAUAUUUAAUAAAUAGGGCUCUAUUUAAGUGGAAGAAAGUAUAUAUUUAUUUUUUAUUUUUUUUCUAAAGUUUAUAUUAUAUUUUAUUUAAUAAUUUUUUAAGUGUUAAGCCAAUCAAAGGGAUGAUAUUAGCGCAAUCGUUAUAUUUUUAUGAAUUUUUUUGUUUUAUUAUUUUAAAAUUAUUAAACUGA
Messenger RNA from Ichthyophthirius multifiliis, 1011 nucleotides. Its product is annotated as protein phosphatase 2c, putative. NCBI's taxonomy places the organism in Eukaryota, Ciliophora, Oligohymenophorea, Hymenostomatida. Gene Ontology annotation, biological process: protein dephosphorylation. Gene Ontology annotation, molecular function: protein serine/threonine phosphatase activity. The record is from RefSeq and is a predicted model, not a curated record. The transcript has 5 exons.